AUGUCUGAGACAAUCAAGACCGUCAGCAUCCCCAACAUUGCCUGGGAGACAGCCGCUGACAUUCACUUCCCACCCGAUUUCGACAAGAAAAAUAGGUACCCCGCGGUCGUAAGCGCUCAUCCGAUUGGAUCAUGCAAAGAACAAACUUCAGGCAACGUUUAUGGAAAAGCAAUGGCAGAAGAAGGCUUCGUUGUUAUCGCCUUUGACGCAUCUUUCCAGGGCUCCUCUGGUGGCAAGCCUCGCUUUAUCGAAAACCCAGAGUUCCGCGUCUCUGACUUCCGCAUCGUCGUCGACUAUAUUCAAACUUUGCCUUAUGUGGACGCCGAUCGCAUUGGCGUGCUUGGCCUCUGUGGCGGAGGAGGCUAUGCUAUCAAUGCUGCCAUGACGGAUUACCGUUUCAAGUGCUGUGUUUGUUUCGAUCCGGCUGGCGCUCUUGAAAAGAUGGCUGCUCAGCGUACUGCCGAAGCUCAAGGCGGAGAGCGGCUGGUUAUCAACUACCUCCCGUCAACAGUUGAAGAUGCCAAUAAAGCAACUAGCGAUAUUGACAUUAUCGAGGCCACCGAUUACUACAAGACCAACCGAGGCCAGGCAACCAAUGGAUGUACUAGCGGGCUAUUCUCAUUCAACAGCGCUGCACUCUCAUGGGAUGCAUUUAACCACGCAGAGACGCUCAUGACUCGGCCUCUGAUGGUCGUAGUUGGUGAAAGGCCAGGAGGAUUUGGCGCUUAUCGGGACGCUCAUGAGAUUCAUGGUCGGGCAGCCUCUAAGGAGAAGCACGUUGUAGUUCUCCCCGGAGUUUCGCACUACAUGCUUUACGACAAGCCCGAGGCAGUAGAGCCGGCGCUCGAACAAGUGCUGCCUUUCUUGAAGAAGCACCUGGGCGAUGCCAAAUAG
Trichoderma gamsii is the source of this 894-nucleotide messenger RNA. RefSeq names its product X-Pro dipeptidyl-peptidase protein. The record is from RefSeq and is a predicted model, not a curated record. The coding region runs from base 1 to 894 and encodes 297 amino acids. Lineage: Eukaryota; Fungi; Ascomycota; Sordariomycetes; Hypocreales; Hypocreaceae. The transcript has 2 exons.